AUGGCCGGAAAAAGCAGCCGGACAUCCGCAUCCGCGCGGAUAUCCGGAUGCCAAUCGACCAUCUCUACGCCGGACUGGCCUAAGUUGAAGGCUUCUAUGAUAGCUUACUGGGGAAAUGUCAACACCGCCAAGUUUACUUUGCAUGAUCCGGAGCCUCCUGAUCGAUUGCUGGAAGAUAAAAAUCCCCGGAAUCUUGAGCGCGGUGUAAGACUCAAAAAGUGGAUGUAA
Molecule: messenger RNA, 228 nt
Organism: Puccinia graminis f. sp. tritici CRL 75-36-700-3
Lineage: Eukaryota; Fungi; Basidiomycota; Pucciniomycetes; Pucciniales; Pucciniaceae
Exons: 1
Coding region: 1-228 (75 amino acids)
Source: RefSeq, a predicted model, not a curated record